Loxodonta africana (African savanna elephant) is the source of this 1438-nucleotide messenger RNA. Its product is annotated as MAP7 domain-containing protein 3-like. NCBI's taxonomy places the organism in Eukaryota, Metazoa, Chordata, Mammalia, Proboscidea, Elephantidae. The transcript is spliced from 7 exons. The record is from RefSeq and is a predicted model, not a curated record. The coding region runs from base 239 to 1081 and encodes 280 amino acids.
GCAAAUCCAACAGAAUGACCCUCUGUCGCCUUUACCUAUCGUAUCAAGACAGUCAGCUACAUCUUCUGAUGUUUAUAAAGUAACACCUGUUCAAGACACCCUGUGUGCACCAGAUACAUUAAUAAGUAUUACCAAAAAGAGAAAAGAUGCCGUUUCUAAAGCCAUUAACAAACGUCAGGCUCCGAGCCACAAAAAUAGGAUCAAGGAAGAGGCCAGCGUUAAAAGCAUAUCCAGGACUAUGAGUGUCGAGGACAUAGCAAAACUCCUGUCAGAAAAACGAAGUCUUGCUCAGGAAUGGCAAGCCAGAGAAGGAGAAGAGGAUAGAGCAAGAAAAGAAAUGCAAGAGAGUGUCAUUUGGAAAAUGAAAGUGCUGGCAAAGAAAGCAACUACAGGACUAGGCGGAGAUUUCUCCGUGUUUGAAGAUGACCAGCGACGAAAGGACGUGAAAACGAAGAAGGGAUAUCAGAACUACCAGGAUCGAGGAAUACCGUCUCAGGCCUCAGGAACACCUGGAUACAACAGGGUGGAGGCGGAUGAGACAAAUGAUGAUGACGGAAGGACAGGAUCUGAUGAUGAGUCAUUAGAUGAAAUGGCCUCUUCAGCAAUUUUCAAUGAUAUCAAUAUGCCCCAUAAACUCAAAAACAAAAUGAAUACUGGCAAAAUUCCAAUGAAACUGACCUACCUUCAUGCUAGUGGAGACCACAUAAUGAAUGAAACCAAGUCAUUUAACAGUAAUGCGAAAAUUCCUUUGGAAAAUGCAAAAGACCCAUUAACUCAGGCUAAAGGGUCAAGACCAUCUUUGAAGAAAAUGGUUGGCCACACUACUAAAACCAUAAACUCAUAUGGAGCACAGCACACACUGGGAGGGUUCAAUAACCUGAGUGGCGAGCCACAGGGCUGGAUGUGCGACAACACCAUCGAUGUAGUUGGCCAGACGGAGCCACCUCUCUCAAGUUCAGAUGCCCCUCUUGACAACCAAAAGGGACAUGUAAAAGAUACCAUAAAAUUUCUGCAAAAUCCUCAGAUGUGUUUUGACGGGAGGAAGAAGAAUAAACCUGUGUCACCUCACCCUGAAUUGUGAAUGAACAUCCGUGCGGCCUGGGAGAUUACAUCAGCUCCUUCCCAGUUCACCACCUUGACGCGCAGGGCUCGUCUUCUUUUACUUCAUACAGCUACAGUGACCUGAACCUGGACAACAAAAUGUCUGUAUAAAACAAAAUACACAAAGUCACGUUUACUUAUCUCAGAUGGUCUUGUUUCUGUCAUCUAAUUGUCUUGUCUUACAGGCAGAGAGGUGCUAAGUAAAAGAGCGGGUUUGUUUUCCUUGUAAGUAUCUCCAUUGUCUCUCAUUUCUGGGUUUUCCUACCAAUGUGGGGACUACAGCGAGUGCAUAUCCACGUUGUUUUUACAAACGAUAACUCUCCAAGUUUCUAAAAGA